Molecule: messenger RNA, 1930 nt
Organism: Menidia menidia (Atlantic silverside)
Lineage: Eukaryota; Metazoa; Chordata; Actinopteri; Atheriniformes; Atherinopsidae
Source: the annotation of a GenBank genome assembly
UCUUAGUGAUGCCGUCUGCACAGAAAUCACGCCUAGUGGCUGACAGAAUUGUGUUCCAACAAGUUGAUACAGUUUGGCCGGUUUGAAGAUGAGGAACAGCGGCUGAAGCAGAAGAGCUGCUCACACAGCCGGAGCUGCUCCAGCGUUCUCUGAAUGGCUCUGAAGCUGCCAGCAGGACAGGACCAGAGGGACCUGGACGCUUCCUUGUUGGAUCCUAGCGUUUACAAACCCAAUGCAUCCGCUAAAGAAGAGUCGGUGGACCAAAACCUGUGGACAAGGAGCAAAGCCCGGAAAUGGAUCGGGGCGCUGUUUGUGGGCACCUGCCUGCUCUACUGUGCCCGGAUGACUUUGCCGGUGUGUGCGGUCUCGAUGGCAGCCACCUUUCACUGGAGCAAAAUCGACUCCGGAAUCGUCCUGGGCGUCUUCUUCUGGGGAUACUGUUUCACUCAGAUCCUGGGGGGGCAUCUCAGUGACAGAAUGGGUGGAGAGCGUGUGCUAUUUAUCUCUGCAGCCUCGUGGGCUGUGAUCACUGCUGGUACCCCUUUACUGGCAUACCUCGGCUCUCACACCCUCGCCCAAGUGACCAUAGCCAGAGUCAUGCUGGGCCUAAUUCAGGGUUUUUUUUUCCCAUCCUUGGCGAGCCUGUGCUCCCAGCGGGUGGUGGAGGGGGAGAGGGGGUUCCUAAUGAGCACCAUGCACAGCGGCAGUCAUCUCGGAACGUUGUUAGCAGGUGGGAUGGGAUCGCUCAUGUUAGACCGGUACGGAUGGGAGAGCCUGUUCUACAGUGUGGGUUUCCUGUCGGGACUGUGGGCACUUCUGGUUUGGCUCUGGUUACUGAGAGGUGAUGUGACCCCGAAGAAGAUGGAAACGGAGAACGACUCGCAAUCAAGUUUGUCGGCCAAACACUGGCUGAGUCUUUUUAAAAAGCCCUCCGUUUGGGCCAUGGUGUUCGCUCACAUGUGCAUGUGCAGCACGUCCUACACUCUUUUGUCGUGGCUCCCGACAUAUUUUAAAGAAUCGUUCCCUCACGCACCGGCAUGGGUGUAUAAUGUAAUUCCGUGGCUAACUGCAAUUCCAUCAGCGCUCGGUGGAGGAUAUUUGUCAGAUUUCCUUAUUACCAAAGGUUACAGUGUUGCAACCGUGAGAAAGAUCAUGCAGUUUUGUGCCAUGGGCAUAUCCAGUAUAUUUAUCUUACCACUAUCUGGAGACGUCCCAUUCACCUAUGCUGUGAUCUGCAUUUCUGUGGCUGUUGGUGUCAUGACUUUUACCAGCGGUGGCGUGUCUGUGAACGUGCAAGAUCUGGUUCCGUCGCGUGCGGGCGCUCUCUACGGUUUUAUGAACAUGAUGGGAGCUUUUAUGGGACUGGUGCUGGUGUCCCUGUCGGGUUACAUAAUUGAGGUCACCCUGUCAUGGGCCACAGUCUUCUCCAUCAUCACCUUGGUGAAUGCCACAGGUCUCGGGAUCUUCCUCAUAUUCGGAGAUGCCCAACGUGUGGACCUGCUGGAUUUUUGCCAGGAUGUUGGGAUCUGACCGGACUUAAAUUUACAUGUUGAUGAGCCCUUUUUCGUGAUCUUUUUAAUGCCCAAGAAAAAUGUCAACACGCACACAAAGGAGGGUUCAUCGUGGAUCACUAGUGAUUUGUUCUUUGUUUUUUAUUGUUUUUGUUUUUUUUUUUAUUUGUGACUCUUUAACAGUAAAAAUCCCAUUUUGACUGAUUGCACAAAUAUAAGUAAAUACUGUUGAACUGAAGUGAAGCAAUUGUUUAAUAUAUUAUAUAUUUAAUAUACACAGUGUAAUAAAUCACACAUUUGACUAAAUGAGAACAAGACGCUAUGGCUGUCAUUCUCUCCUGUCGAAAGUUGAAGUUACACAAGCAAUGUUUACAUUUUAUUCUGUAUCCACAAUAAAUGUGAACUCAGGGAACUUUGCA